CAUCUUGAAGUAAAGAGCAACUGAAUAACAGUAGGGGUGUCCUGUCGCACAUGGAAUAACACAUUCACCAACCGAUUACAGACAACAUAGUCUAAGACUAAUCUGACUCUACGAGACGGUUUCUUCAUUUGGCAGGCGACUACAGUAGGUGCUAACACCCAUUGUGUACGUAAAAUCAUGCGUGCAAAAACACACCGGCAAUGCUUAGCCGGGUAGAUUAUUGUAACAAUUUGUACCACGGAUGUAAAUAUAGAGUCAACGUGCUAUGCUGGAAUUCACAUAAAUUAGGAGUACGAGCCCAAGAACUCGAGAAGACACAAGAAUGGACUUCAAUAGCAAUGGUACCCGGAUGUCCAUUUCAGACGUCUUGGCGAGGCAGGGGAGAAACGAUGGCAACCACCGCUGGUUUGUUGAGGUGACAAAUCUUGCAGACCGUGUUGUUCUGCAAGUUGCCGAUGCAAGAGAUGAUGUACAGAAAAGAACCUUCACUAAAUGGGUCAACGCACAUCUUAAAAAGCACAAGUCUAAGAAGAGUCCGAUUACACCAGUCCACGAUCUCUUCAAGGAUCUUAGAGAUGGAAGUCGACUCAUUGCUCUACUGGAAGUUCUUACAGGAGAGCCUAUUCUCCAGGAACGAGGCAAGUUGCGACUUCAUCGUCUGCAAAAUGUGGAAAACGCCCUCAACGUGCUGAAGAAGAGAAAGGUGUACUCAGUCAACAUUGGAAAUGUGGACAUUGUUGAUGGGAAUGUCAAACUUACCCUGGGACUCAUCUGGACCAUCAUCCUCCACUUCCAGCGGAAACUGAGUCUCUUCUUGUCUAGUAUCAGAAAUGCAUUUGUGGAUGUAAUUGCAUUAGUUCAACUUUAUACAAGUUCACUGUGCAAUUGA
Messenger RNA from Asterias rubens (European starfish), 889 nucleotides. Its product is annotated as spectrin beta chain, non-erythrocytic 1-like. Lineage: Eukaryota; Metazoa; Echinodermata; Asteroidea; Forcipulatida; Asteriidae. Gene Ontology annotation, biological process: nuclear migration. The record is from RefSeq and is a predicted model, not a curated record. The transcript is spliced from 7 exons. Gene Ontology annotation, molecular function: actin filament binding. Bases 323 to 889 code for a protein of 188 amino acids. Gene Ontology annotation, cellular component: cytoplasm; meiotic nuclear membrane microtubule tethering complex; nuclear outer membrane.